GCCUCAUCUGCUGCUGGGACGGUUCGGCUCUUCAAGCCCGUAGAUAAACUUCUGCUCCACACUAGUUCGACUAGACAAGGCAGGCAGGUUGCAGUGGCCAAAAGUGUUUUCAUCGAGGUUUGCAAAAGAGAAAUGAAAGUCAGAUAUUGCGUUGCUCAAUGGCUAGAGUAGAUAAGGCAGAGUGAAUGGAGCAGGAGCGGGGAUGGGAACGGGAGGUGGAGUACUCUGAAGUCUGUCCUUGAGCGCACAGGACAGAUGCAUCAAUGAAGGCAACCCAUCAGAAAUGACACAGCUCAUCUCAUCUCACAUGAAUCUUAGACUGGACUCUGACGCCAGGCACCUUCUGAUUGCAUAUGAACCACUAAAUUCACUUCAUGUCUCUGAACUGAAGUGACAUUCAUCCCUGGACUUGAAUUCAGUUGCCACGUAUAGAAAUUGAACUUUGAAUUUUGAAGAUGUCACAACAGAUCUAAAAAUAACACCUCAGUGUGAACAGGUUUUACAUUAAGUCACACACAGUUUUCCACUGAGGACCAGACUUUGCCCUUUUGGAUGGAUAUUGGAAAUUUCACAAUCUAAAUCAUUUCCAUGCUGAUACACCUAAUAGCUGUGGCGCCCCUUACCUUUCUCUCAUGUCCAUGGACCUAUCUAGUGCCAUGCUCUCACAGGCGCUCCUGCUCUUACAGUGCAUUAUUCUGACUCUCGGCCAGUACGAUAUCUGUAAGUCGCUGGUCAGCACAGACGAUGGACCAACAUGGGAAUAUUACGCUUGCCAGCCCAAACCCAGGUCCAUGAAGGAGUACAUGCAGAUUAGAGUGGAGCCUCCCGAUAUCACAUGUGGGAAUCCACCGGAGAGGUUCUGCACUCUGGAAAACCCAUACCUGUGUAGUGACGAAUGCGAUGCCUCCACCAAAGAACUUGCCCAUCCUCCAGAGUUGAUGCAAGACCGUGAGCGAACCGGACUCAUCACGUACUGGCAGACUGUAACAUGGAGUCGUUUCCCUGAGCCUCUUCAGGCCAACAUAUCCUUAUCCUGGAACAAAAGCCUGGAGUUAACAGACGACAUCCAGAUAACCUUUGAGUACGGACGGCCCACAAUAAUGGUGCUGGACAAGUCCCUGAAUUAUGGACGAACCUGGCAGCCUUAUCAGUACUACGCCGAUGAUUGCAUGGACGGCUUCGGGAUGUUACCAAAGAGGGUGCAGGAUCUGUCGGCCACGAACGUGACUAGAGUCAUAUGUACCGAGCAAUACUCUCGUUGGGUCGGUUCCAAGAAUGAGAAGAAUGUGCGGUUCGAGGUCCAGGAACGCUUUGCCAUAUUUUCUGGGACAAAAUUACAAAACAUGGACAACUUAUACACACGCAUGGAGAGUAUGAAAGGCCUCCGAGACUUUUUCACCUUCACAAACCUGCGGCUUCGGCUGCUGAGACCGGCGCUCGGAGGAACAUACGUACAAAGAGACAACCUGCUCAAGUACUUUUACGCCAUCUCCAAUAUCGACAUACCAGCAAGGUGUAAGUGUAACCUCCACGCCGGUCAGUGCUCCCUCCGUGACGGGAGCUUUCAGUGCGACUGCGAGCACAACACCACUGGACAAGACUGUUCGGCCUGCGAGAGAGGAUUCAAAGCCAAGUCCUGGAAGCCCGGCUCAUACCUGCCCACCCCGAACGGCUCCCCGAACAUUUGUGAGGCGUCGGGAACGUCUGACAUGCCAACACUAGCUGUUACGCUUGACCCUGCCACUGCACCAAUGUCUAUAACUACAUCCAUAACACCACCCACAAUCCAACUGACCUCAACACCAGCCACCACAGGAUCAGUCCAACCUGUCACAGUAUCCCAGACUCCAGGUACAUCAGCGUCUGUAAGCACGUUGACAGACACGGCCACCUCCAGUGACACAUCGACUUCUCCUCCUGCCCCUACAGGCGGCUCAGAGAUCCCUGAAUCCCUCACCAACACACCAGUGCUACUUGUGACAAGCCUUCUGCCCACAAUGCCAGCUGCUACCAUCUCAAGCCAGACAGACACCUCGUCUUUAACUACAAUGCCAUCUCCGUCUAGUCCAACACUCACAGUCGUACCCACAGCACCUGACCAGCCAGUUUCUGCAGCACCAGAUGUGAUACCCGAUGUGCCCACCACAGCAACCGACACCGUGACUGCAAAAACUGACUUUGUUACAAGCAAUCCACUCUCUGUUCUUCCUGAGGUUACCGAUUCAUUUGCCUCAUCCUCUGAUGGCACUGCUACAACACUUAAUAUGGACACCCAAGCAAUAUCUUCUGCAGCCAUGGCAACAACACCUUCUGCAACCAUGGCAACUUCUGAAGCAACAUCUUCAGCAUCAGCUAGCACAAUCCAACUGCCAACCUCUAUUGCUGUUGAUGCAGUUUCACUGGUUUCUGAUAGAUCUCCUGUGGAAGCAGGUGCAACGGUUACAGGAAAUACUGCGGUAACCUUAGUUACAAGCACAGUUGUGUCCUCAACUGAUGCUGCAUUUAAAACAGUUGAUGCACUCCCUCCAGACAUUGAUUUGAUUGUCCCAGCAUCUGAUGUUCCUCUAACUCCUGCAUCUGAUGGUGAUGCACCUGCAACUGAUGCCAUCGCAGCUGUAACAGAUGCUCCAGCAAUAGUUACAGUUUCUCCUGAGAUUGCUUCCAUUGCCCCAGCAACCUCAGACUCGGAUGCUCCUGCGACUACUACUGUGGCUCCUGAAGGUCCAGGUGAUGCAGAAGCAACCAAUGUGUCUGAUGAAAUCAAACCAGCUCCAGAAGGUCCAGGUGAUGCAGAAGCAACCAAUGUGUCUGAUGAAAUCGAACCAGCUCCAAAAGGUCAAGGUGAUGGUGCUCAAAUUGUCAUAGCAGGUGCAGAAACAGUCACUGAUGCUGCUCCUCAACCUAAUGCUGAGACUGACAGUAAACCUCCAUUUGAAGUAGGAGAGAAGAGUGAAGUUCCUCUUGUUGAGACCGAGCAGGAAAAAACAGCAACAAAUCUGGAGAAGAAAGAUAACGAUUCUCCUGACAGUAAACCUCCGUCUGAAGUAGGAGAAAACAGUGAAGUUCCUCUAGCUGCGUCCGAGGAAAAAACAGCAACAAACCUGGAGAAGAGAGAUAAAAACGCAGAAGCCCCAGUAUCUGGUGACAUUAAGAAGAAUAACGAGGCUGGGAAAACCGGAGAGAGCAGGGAAGCCAAAGAGGAAAAGAAAGAGAAGGAAAAAAAGAAAGAAAAAGAUUAUGAAAAGAAAGACUAUGAGAAAAAAGUUGUUGAGAGGAUUUUGAUCCCUGGGGGGCCAAAAACGCAGUUGUCAAAAAUAGCGUACAUCAGAUUUCAAGACUGCGAGUGCAACGGUCACUCAAAUCGCUGCAGUUACAUUGAUUUCAUCAACAUUGUGACUUGUGUGAGCUGCAAACACAACACUAGAGGGCAGAACUGUCAGCACUGCCGCCUCGGAUACUUCCGGAAUGCUUCCGCCGAGCUGGACGAUGAGAAUGUUUGCAUAGAGUGUAACUGUAAUCAGCUGGGCUCUCUACACGCCCGGUGCAAUGACACAGGCUUCUGCCAGUGUAGAGAGGGCACCACGGGCCAGAAGUGUGAGGACUGCCUGCCUGGAUAUACCUGGAAGCAAGGCUGCGUGCCAAACGUGUGCGACGACGAGUUCUUCCUGUGUCAGAACGGCGGCUCUUGUAUCCAGAAUCAGAAGUGCGUGUGUCCACCCAGCUUUAGGGGUGUUUUGUGUGAGCAGACACGCUGCCAGGGCGAGAAAGGGUGCGAUGGUGCAUCGGGCUGCUACCUCAGCACACUGACGCUGCUGCUCUGCCUUCUAGCCAACAGCCUGCUUAAAGCCAGCACCUAGAAACCCAUCUUAGUCCUGAUAUCGAUUCUAGUCUACGCAGGCCAAAGGGCUGAACCCUGCGGACAGAGAGAGAGUGGCCUGAACCCGUACGGAGUACGGACCCAGCCUCACGGUGCUGAAAUCUUUUUUGGAAAUGGCGGCGGCAGCACUGAGGUCAAAACGCCUUCAUGAGACGAGCAGUUUAUUGCUUGCCUACUAGCAACACUGAUCGCCUGAACUUUAUACCAAAAACAGAAUAAAAAGAACUUAAGUUCAGUUUCAGCUCACUCUACACAAAACUCUAAAGAAAGUGGGGAAAUAUAUAGAUGCAGUUUCAUUUCCUUUGCAUUUCUACUUUCUCUGUAGUUCUGACGCUCACUGAGGUACAAGCACCGCAUUUAGCUAGCUUGUUUUAGCGAACAACAAACUGUCGAUAUCACGGAAGCCUACUUAUGCCAAGUUAUUCUUCUUCUCUUGAAGACUUGUUUUUACAUUUCCUUUCAUUGCUGCAUUUUUCUUGCAUUUUAUUGCCAUUGAGGUUGUAACAAGUAGAACCAAUGGAAAAGAUGUUUAAUCGCCGUCCCGCUAGUAUGAAGAAUGAACGUCUCUAGCUUGUGUUUGAGAUUACGUUUAUGGAAUUUAGAAAGAGGUUUUAAAUUGUCACACUGAACAAAUAUAUAUAUAUCGGUCUAUCUGAAAGGAAAUAUGAAGUAUUGUAUAUUAUAUUAUUUCAAUAUUUUUUGUAGAAAUUGUUAUUUUUGUUGAGUAAAUGUUACCAUUGUAAAGACAUUGCAGCCUUUAUUGCAGUGCAUAUGGUAUUCACACCAUGGUAAAACUAUAUUUGAUGAUACAGCAGAUUGCAUCUCUAAGAUAUCUGGAAUAUUUCUCCAUCCAUAUCAUUACAUUUAAAACAUAAAGCAUAAACGGUUCAUUACAUGCACAGCUUUAGCUCAAUGUAACCCGCACAUCAUAUUGUUACUGGCAUGUAUUCAUCAGUGCAGAUAUGACCAUUCAGGACUGCUUAUUAACACACUUCUGUAAUGAUACCAGUGAUAUAAGUCCCACGAACCCCAAAUAAAUAAAUAAUUAUGAAGCACAGAAAAAAAAAAUGCAUCGUUAAUCAGUACAAUUAGAAUGGCCAUUCAGAUUAACAAUUAAAAAUACAUAUUGAAAGUCGGCACAUUGUAUAUCAUGCAAUCCGGUUAUUUUUCAAAUAAUUGAUUUUAUUUUCCUUGCGUGAGUCUCAAAGAAAUGUCUAAAUCUUUAGCGGCUCAUGGGCUUUUUGAUGUAUUUCAUAUUUACAAAUGCUUUACAUUCAUGAUGAGCCAGGGUAAAUAAAGUACUAUGAAUAAAUAUUAUAAAUGAAUAAAACCUGACAAUCAGAAAGCACAAAGAGACAUGAGUGAAUUG
Sinocyclocheilus anshuiensis is the source of this 5246-nucleotide messenger RNA. Its product is annotated as netrin-G2-like. The coding region runs from base 633 to 3857 and encodes 1074 amino acids. NCBI's taxonomy places the organism in Eukaryota, Metazoa, Chordata, Actinopteri, Cypriniformes, Cyprinidae. The record is from RefSeq and is a predicted model, not a curated record. The transcript is spliced from 14 exons. Gene Ontology annotation, biological process: tissue development; animal organ morphogenesis; axonogenesis.